Knipowitschia caucasica is the source of this 7548-nucleotide messenger RNA. NCBI's taxonomy places the organism in Eukaryota, Metazoa, Chordata, Actinopteri, Gobiiformes, Gobiidae. The record is from the annotation of a GenBank genome assembly.
AUGGCCACUAGAUGGAGCUUUCAUCACACUGGGAUCAUGCACGUGUCCCUGGCUGAGGCUCUGGAGGUGCGUGGAGGUCCUCUGCAGGAAGAGGAGGUGUGGGCGGUGCUGAGCCAGAGCGCAGAGAGCCUCCAGGAGCUCUUCCACAAAGACCCUGCAGCCAUGGGCUUCAUCAUCUCUCCCUGGUCACUUCUGCUGAUGCCGUCUGGAAACAUCUCCUUCACAGACGAGUACGUGACGCAGCAGGACCUCAGAGCCUUCACGGCCCCCGAGGUCCUUGAGGGGGUCACGCUCACCUCUGUCUCAGACAUAGAAAAGAUGCACAUGUACUCUCUGGGAAUGACUUUGUUCUGGGGAGCGGAUUAUGAGAUUCCACAGAGUCAGCCCAUGAAGUUGGGGGAACACCUCAACAGUCUGCUGCUCAACAUGUGCGACGACGUCACAGUGAGCCGGAUGUCGCUGCGCACGGUGCUGGACAUCUGCAGCAAACACAUCCGGAACUCCAGCUGCGACCCGCCUUUCUCCUACAUCAGGAAACUGGUGCGGCUGGUUAUGGGAAGUUUGUCACAGCUGGACGGUCUGGUGACGGACAGAGAGUCGCUCCCAGAGAGGAGUAAAGAGAUCAGGGAGAGACUCAGAGGAAAAGGGCUGCCCUCAGGAAGAAGUGCCGCUCCAAGGGUCUUAGAACGCUACCGAGCCCGGACUCAAGACCAGGCCUCUCUGAACCGAGGCCUGAGUCGCUCUAUGGGAUCCCUACCUCAGGACAUCAUCAAAGCAGAAGAAACCGCCGCGGCACAGUAUUCCCAACCGGAUUAUCGACCAAGCUCCGGCUCCCCGACAGAACUCUACCCCCGAGCCCCGUCACUGCAGCACCAGCACUCCUACCCGCACCUCCACCCCUUACACCCGCGUCAGAAGGGCCGCCCCGUGGAACUGGACCGCCGGUCUUUGCACUUCCUGGGCUCGGACUUGGGACCCAGCCAGCCUCGCAAGCCCUGGGCCUCGUCCGUGGACUUGGCCUAUAUCGACCCGGAGGCGCUGCGUUUCGGGGCGCUGGAGGAUGCGCGGAGGGGGAGCGUGGCCUUGAGCACGUACUCCGCCGGCGCCAGGCACAAGUCGCCGCUCUUGGGCUCCAGGGAGUUCGGGAUGAAGAGCAGGAAGCCUCAUCAUCAUCACUCGGCUCUGUCUGUGGGAUCGGGAAUACCCAGCACCUACGACCGCAUCAAAGAGCAGCAGAGGAAGCUCCAGCUGUUUCGGAAAAGAGGAGAAGAGCCGGCCCAGACGCACCAUCGGUACUAUAGCGACUACAGCUCGUCCAGUGAGAGCCCGUCGGUGACCUCCUCCGAUCCAGAUUAUAGACAAGCGAAGAAAUCCAAUGACGCGAGACGGUUUGGUUCUCAGCUUGUCCUCACUUCAGAACAAGAUGGCUACGCACUAACGAAUCACCCGCAGAGGAGACAGGAGCAGUAUGAGGGGCCGGCAGACGAAGGACUGGAGGGGGCAGAGCUCCUGCUACAGAAGCAGGAGGAGGAGGUGCAGCGGCUACAGGCCCAGCUGGCUAAAAGACUUUCCAGAGCAGAUCUGUACUCUGCUGACGAACCCCUGCUGCUGUCCAAUACCUCUGCCCUGGAUCUGAGAGACCCUCUGUACGCAACCACAGCGCUGCAGAAACGCAAGAAUUUCUUUGGACCGGAGUUUGUGAGGAUGGCGAGUGACCCCAGUGUGACUCUCACGGUCCCCUCCUCGAUUACGAAGCGAGGGAAGGGCGAGGAGGUCCAGAGGAAGGUGGCAGUGGUCCUCCUCAGCGGGCAGAAGCUGGAGCUGAGCUGUGACACUAAAGCCGUGUGCAAAGACGUCCUGGACAUGGUGGUCGCCCACAUUGGGCUCGUGGAACAUCAUCUGUUUGGUCUGGCCAAUCUCAGAGAUAAUGAAUUGUUCUUUGUGGAAUCCGAUGCCAAACUCAUGGAUAUUGCCCCCGAGGGGUGGAAGAAGGAUCCGAAGAAAAAGAAGACGGACGUUCCCUUUAUACUGUUUUUAAGAAUAAAAUUCUUUAUUGAUGAUGUUCAUCUCAUUCAACAUGCGAUGACCAAGCAUCAGUACUACCUGCAGCUGAGGAAGGAUGUCCUGGAGGAGAGGAUGAGCUGCGACCUGGAGAACACCAUGCUGUUGGCGUCGCUGGCUCUUCAAGCAGAGUACGGAGACUACCAACCGGAGCUCCAUGGAAAAACCUAUUUUAGAAUGGAGCACUACAUUCCAGUGUCUAUUCUGGACAAACUGGACCAGACCACGCUGAGAGAAGAGCUUCCAAAACUUCACAGCAACUAUUACGGAGCCUCAGAGUCUGACGCAGAGUUUGAGUUCCUGAAGGUAAGCCAAAGGCUGACUGAAUACGGAGUCCACUUCCACAGAGUGUUCCCUGAGAAGCGUUCGCAGACGGGCCUCAUGCUCGGCGUCUACUCUAAAGGAGUUCUGAUCUUUGAAGUGCUGAAUGGAAACCGCACUCCUGUGCUGCGCUUCCCCUGGAGAGAAACCAAGAAGAUUUCAUUCAAUAAAAAGAAGAUUUGCCUCCAGAACACGUCAGACGGGAUCAAGCACCUGUUCCAGACGGACAGCAAUAAAACAUGUCAGUACCUGCUGCAGCUGAGCUCAGACCAGCACAAGUUCCAUCAGCAGAUGAGAGCUCGCCAGAGCCACCAGGAGCAGAAGGACCUGGAGAACUCUCCCCUGAGCAGCCUGCAUUACACCUUUGACCAUGUAGGGGGCGCUGGGGGGCGCACUGUCAGCUCUGGGAGCUUAUCGUCACGUUCAAACCCAGACCAGCUUAAGAGGAUCUCCUACUCUGAGGUGGCCCUGAACCGGGCCCUGUCUGGUCCUCUGUCGGUCCACGAGCUGAACUUCCCGGGUUUUAACGCUGGUCCUUCUUCUGUUCGCACCAACCCCAAACUCCUGAGUCGCUCUCUCCACAACCUGGGCCAGAUCCAGGCCUCCUCUGAGCUCCGGGACGAAGAGUCCACCAGUGACCAGGGCUUCCAGCAGCACCAGAGAGCCAGCUCAGACACAGACUCGUUCAUGCAGGCGCAGCACAAAUCUUACAGCAUCGUGCCGCACAGCAGUCCGGCCUGGAACCAUCGCAGGAAACAGCAUUCUGACACGUCUUCUAUCGAGGAAAUAGGCUCAGCUUAUGUUGUUGAUGUCAGUACGCACAAUUCUUCUGAUCAACCUUCUACCCCUGUCUCUGUGAAUGAUUCAUUAAAGAAAAGACUAAGUGCGUUGCCAUCUCCGGAGAGAGAAAUCACAGCUAUACAACUGAAAAAAGAAGUGAAAUAUGGCCUGGGGUUCCAGAUAGUCGGAGGUGAGACUUCUGGCCGCAAGGAUCUCGGGACUAUCGUGAGCGCGAUCACUCCUGGUGGACCCGCGGAUGUGAAUGGAUCCCUCAAACCUGGGGACAGACUGAUCUCGGUGAACGGUGUGUUUGUGGAGGGCCUCUCUCACGCUGCGACUGUAGAAAUCCUCCAAAAUGCCCCGGAUGACGUUAAACUCGUGGUGUCACAACCGAAAGAAAGGCUUUAUAAAGACUCUUCAACCAGUCAAAGUCAGUCCCUCACAAAGGCCCCGUCAAAGGGUCUCGAAACACUUCUUAAAUUCCAUCCGGAUUUGGAGUCUUCCUUUAAGGACCCGGCCCGAACUCGCACGCCGAGUCCCGUUCUCCGCAGCUCCACUUCCUCCACUUCCUCCGCCUCGUCUCCCACUCACGCCCCGAAAACCAACCCUUCUAUCGGGGCUCAACCUACCAAUGGAGUCCAGGGUUUUCUGGACAGAGCCAAAAUGGCGCUGACAGUUUCAUCCAUAGCGGCUCAUAAACCAGAUUCUAGCAUCGGCCUGGACCCGCCUCCACCGGCUCUGCCUCCCAAAACCAGAAAGGCAAAGGUUUUAGAGGUCCAGAAAGAUCCGUCUGACUGCGGCGACUCGGAAAUGGACGAGGAGAUGUAUUCAAGCCGUAGCACUGACAAACAGGAAUGCAUCAUGGAUAAUGUAAAUGGCAAUGCCCCAGGGGUCAUUAGUCUCCGUCCUGGGGAUCUAUUUGACGUUGAGCUGUCUAAAAACGACAGCAGCCUGGGCAUAAGUGUCACGGGAGGAGUGAACACGAGUGUCCGACACGGUGGGAUUUAUGUCAAAGCCGUCACGCCCCGAGGAGCUGCGGAGCUGGACGGACGGAUACAGAAAGGUGAUCGCGUGAUGGCGGUCAAUGGAAAGAGUUUGGACGGAGCCACUCAUCAGCAAGCUGUGGAAGCUCUGCGAGACACGGGGCAGAAAGUGCGUUUGUUACUGGAGAAGGGCCAUCCUCCCGCAGACAGCGUUCAUGCCCCGCUCACACCUCAACAGUCGCCCCCUUCAGGACACAGCACGUCACAGCAGCUUCCACACGACUACAGCUUUGUCACAGACGAGAACAUGUUUGAUGUGACUCUGCUGAAGAACACGUCCGGCCUGGGCUUCAGCUUCAGCCGAGAGGAGAGCGUCCCCGGAGAGGCCCAGUCCAGCAUGGUGCGAGUGAAGAAGCUCUUCCCUGGACAACCGGCAGCAGAGAGCGGCCGCAUCAGAGUCGGGGACGUCAUUCUCAAAGUCAACCAGACGCCACUCAAAGGACUCUCUCAACAUGAAGUGAUCUCAGCUCUAAGAGGAACGGGACAAGAGGUGAAGCUGCUUCUGUGUCGACCUGAGCCGGGCAUACUCCGAGAAGUGGACGCCGCUUUGACUCCCAUGUCGUCACCCAGAAAAGAGCCAGAGUCCAAAGCUGACCUGAGCUUGCUUUUGAGCAGAAUCUCCACCUCCCCAAGGACUCGGGGCAAGAAAAGUUCAGUGGAGGAUGCUCUGGAGAGACUGCAGAAGACUCCGGGCCGUCAGAACAGCUACAGCGACAGCAGCGAUGGAGACGAGGAGGUCCAGGAGGCGUUCAGUCCAGGCCGACACCCGUCCUGGGACCACAGCGUGUACCAGACCCCCAGCAGCAGUCUCCCUCUGGGAGGGUUCAACAACUCUGCUCAGCUGGAUGAGAGCGCUCAGUCGGACUUCUACUCUCCAAACCUGUCCCUUACAAGGCUGGAUCUGAGUAAAAGAAGUCCUCCGUCCCCUCGGCCAGCGGAUCUAGAAUCUCCAGAGCCCAUGCUUUCCUCUUCUGCUGACCCCAGUCCUGAGCCCCUGCCUCCUCCUCUCCCUCAUCCACUGAACCUCACCCUGUCUGCCAACGGUCAGGACAUGGACGAGUAUGUUCCAGAGGCGGAGCUCAAUGUGUCUUUAAUGAAAUCAGAGAAGGGCAGUCUGGGCUUCACUCUGACCAAAGGGAACGACCACGGAUGCUAUAUUCAUGACAUCGUGCAAGAUCCAGCCAGAGGAGACGGACGACUCAGACCAGGAGACCGAAUGAUAACAGUGAACAACACAGACGUCACAAACAUGGGCCACACUGAAGUCGUGAACCUUGUGCGUGCGGCGCCUCGAGUUGUUGAUUUAGUCGUGGGCAGAGUUCUGGAAUCACCAAAACCACCAAUAGAAGCCCAUAUGCUGCCGGAUAUCUGCUUUAGAGGCACCAGACAACCCCUGGGGUUGUUGUUGGAGGGCGGCUGCGACAGUCCGUACGGAGUCUUGUUUGUGAGGGACAUCCUUCCUGGAUCUUUGGCGUCAGAAGAAGGAAGUUUGCAGCAUUUGGACCUGAUCCACUACAUCAACGGGGCUCCGACCAAAGAGCUGACUCUGAGCGAGAGCAACCGGCUGCUGGAGCUCUCCUUCAGCGAACUCACCGUCAAAGCCACACGGGACGGGAAGCCUGUUUCUCCGGUUCAGAAAAGUGUCUCAUUUCCCAACAACUUUAGCCCCAAAGUUGCAUCAGCCAUAAAUGGUUUUCUCAAAGCAGAUGCUCCGAGACAAACUGACUUUCUCUCAUCUCUUUGUCCCAUGGAGGAGGAGACGCUGCACCUGGAUCUGCAGAAGCCUGUGUCCGGGGGCCUGGGCUUCUCUGUGAUCGGAGGAGAACGAGGGAUCUUUGUCAAGUCCAUCACUCCAGGAGGCGUCGCUGAGGCCUCAGGGAAGCUGCAAGUUGGAGACAGAUUACUGAAGGUAAACGAUGAAAUGAUGAACGACGUGUCUCACAACAAAGCCGUCACCACGAUCCGCAAAACCAAGGGCCUUGUGCAUCUGAUAGUGUCCAGACCUCCAGAGCAGAACCGGGACUAUUCACCAGUCAGUCCAGAGAAACACAAUGGGGCCUCAGAUGCGAGUGGUGAUUUUGGCAGGCGCCGUAAGCCGUCUACUCUCCUCGAUGAAUCCAAACCUAGCAGCUACCCUGAACUACCACCAAUAGAUUAUGACGACGGCUCCGUGGAUCUCACUAAAGACAUGAAUCAAAGCACGGAGCUGUCAGAGGACACUGACUGUGACGGUUCUCCGCUUCCAGAAGAUUCUCCUCAGAAUUACCGCAGCAUGCAAUGGCAGGAGGAGAGUGUGGACGAGCCGCUGGACCAGCCUUUCCUGAGCAGCAGACACACCGGGACCGAUGAGGAUGACAUCACAUGGGGCAGCGAUGAGUUGCCGAUUGAAAACAUAACAUCGAGUGGCGACGGUCCAGUGAUCACGGAGGACGAGCUGACCUCUCUCCCUCUGGUCAAAGUGGUCCCUGACGGUCAGUACACCGGGCUCAAACUCAGCUCCGUGGUUCGUACCAUGAGAGGACUCCUGGAGCAGAAAGUGCCUCUGCAGGAGUUUGAAAAUCUACAGAACCUUCAACCCCUGGACGACUGUUUGAUCGGUCAGACCAAAGAAAACAAGAGAAAGAAUCGCUACAAAAACAUCGUCCCUUUCGACACAACCCGCGUCCUCCUGGGGAAAGACGGCGGCUACAUCAACGCCAACUUCAUCAACAUGGCGGUGAAGGACGAGGACUUCAGCUACAUCGCCUGCCAGGGGCCCCUCCCCACCACACUGGGGGACUUCUGGCAGAUGGUGUGGGAGCAGAAGUCCAACGUGAUCGCCAUGAUGACCCAGGAAGUGGAGGGAGGCAAAGUGAAGUGUCAGCGGUACUGGCCCGACACGGCGAUGACGGCCGAGAUGGUGGACGAGCGACUACAGAUCACCCUCAUCAAGGAUCAGCACCUGGACAAUUUUGUCAUUCGACUCGUGGAGGUUAAGGACGUACAGACCGACGAGAUCCAGCGGGUCACUCACCUGAACUACACGGGCUGGCCGGACCACGGGACGCCCUCUCAGCCCGAGCAGCUGCUGACCUUCAUCUCCUACAUGAGGCACGUGCACCGCUCGGGGCCCAUCAUCACCCACUGCAGCGCGGGCAUCGGACGCUCCGGGACUCUGAUCUGCAUCGACGUGGUGCUGGGACUCAUCAGUAAAGAUGCCGACUUUGAUAUCUCGGAUGUGGUUCGAAACAUGAGGCUUCAGAGACAGGGGAUGGUCCAAACAGAGGAUCAGUACGUUUUCUGCUACCAAGUCAUUCUGUACGUGCUGCGGUGUCUUCAGGCCGAGGAGAAGAUCUCGGGAUGA